Dermacentor silvarum is the source of this 3082-nucleotide messenger RNA. RefSeq lists its product as uncharacterized. The transcript is spliced from 12 exons. Lineage: Eukaryota; Metazoa; Arthropoda; Arachnida; Ixodida; Ixodidae. The record is from RefSeq and is a predicted model, not a curated record. Bases 1184 to 3082 code for a protein of 632 amino acids.
UUCUCUUCUACGGAAACGUCGUCGCCCGACGUGGCUACGCCAAGCCCGCCUGCUUCAGGCCAAACGAGUAGCCAUUCCUGGCCUGUCUGCUCCCUUCACGGGAAGUGAAUUGUUUUGCGCACUUUCGAUAUCGUUAAUUUUCUCAUCGGCAAACAAGUUCGUGCAUUAUCUUUACGGUCUUCUUAAGAUAGGUUCUCGAUAACAGCGCAUGAAAGCCUAGUUUAUGGUAACGCAAUGCUCACCUGAAAUGUUAGUUAUAAUGCAUAGGGUGUUCAGCUUCUGAGAUCAUUUGGCUAUUCCGGCGUUCAUGGGCAUAACGAGACACGUGGGCAUAGAAACGAUAGGUUGGUUUCUAAUGGAUUGUAUUAGCUUGGAUAUCUUUGGCACGAUGCAUUAGAAGGCACCCUGUCUUCUAACGCCUUGCUUACGUUUGCGUUCCCGUACGUUACACUAAACGUCUUGAAGGAACGCGAACCGUAACGUCCAGAAAAAGUGUUUUCGUUUAACGUACGUCAGGCGACAAACGCUAUUCUAAAACUGUCUAUUAAACAAAUGAUCCAACGUUACGCGCACUCUAGCGUGCCGAAAAGUACUCGCACUGCAACGUAAUUAGAGCACUGAAGGAUUUUCUAAAAGUAAGCUACCUAAGGGCCCAGUAUGCUACUUUGAAACUCCAUAGCUUUCGAGGGACGCGCACCACAACCUACAGAAAGGUACUUGCGUUAACGUGCAUAAGUUGUCGAACGCUAUUCUAAAUCUGACAAUUAAAUUUGAAACAAAGUAUCGAGAAGUGAAACAGCGGCAAAGGUGUUGGAAGCACCUUUGCCGCUAAUCUAUCCACUGUCCAAUGAUUCACCAGCUUUAUCAGAAGCAGCGUAUCACUGUUUUUAUUUAUACAACCCAGUACUUAUCGCGAACAGGUACAACGCCGCCGCAUUGGAGAAGCUGUCUCGGCAUACGGCUCUAGUGAGAGAGCUCGCCAACAGGGAGGGCAUCGGCGCAGACAAAAUGGCCAGGAUGGUCAGAAGUCGGCUCAGGAGCGUCGAAGGACUGCACGACUUCAGGCGUGUGAUCCGCGUCGUCAAGCUCACUCGACGACCCGCAGCACCGGCAGUACCAGGCCAAGGCCCGCAACAAGUGGAAGGAGGUCUUCGCCUCGUUCGUCCUCCUCGCCUGUUUCGUCAUGGUCCUGAUGUUCGUCACAGGAUGGAACAAGAAAAUGACAUCCGAUGCCAAAUCGUUCCGAGGCGCUCGCCAAAGGGGCCCCUUUGGCCUUCCCGGGACGGCCCCACCUAAAGACGAAGAACUGACAACAGAGGAAGUGGUCCAGAGACCGCUGCCUCGGAGAGCCACGGAGGCGCCAGAAGACGAGGUGCGGCCUACAGAAAGGCCACACGUCGAUACGAUCACGCCGGCUGUCGACGCUGUGACAACUGAGCCAGUGCUGGCGACGUCGGCUGAACAGGGGGAUCAGCAGCAAGAGCAAGGAGGGGGCGAAAUGCAGGCCGCGCCCCGUGCGGCGGUCACCGAAGGGGGUGAAGCCGCGUGCAACACUUCACUCUGCCGCCACAUGAAGGACUGGUUCGACGCGACGGUCGGCAGCCAGGCGGACCCGUGCAAGGAGCGCAACACGUUCGUCUGUCACGCGUCCGUAGCGUUCCCCAGCUUCGACUCCAACCCAGACAAGCAUGUGGCAAUCAUCGAGGCAAACAGAACAGACGACCCAACCGACGACGGACAGAAGCAUGCAACCAGUGAAGAAGACGGCCAGGAACUCAUGAAGUCCUGCCUGAAAUACGCGUUUAAUCCGGCAAAGGGCGUGCAGGAUGUCCUGUCUUUUUUGCAACACUUCAACCUGGACCUGCGCCGCAUGACGGACGAUCUCGCAGAGGAUCCACUGCAGCGCAUGAUGCAGCUUUCUCUUGAAUACGGCGUCGACGCACCGGUGUCCUUCUCACGGAAGUAUGACGUCACUGGAGAAGCAUCAGCUGCUUUCGCUCUUGAAAUCACCUUGAACCCCGAAGUGAAGGAGUUCGUCAACGCACUGCAUUCACUCGAAGAGGAUGACGUCGACGACUUCUACCAGUUCCUCCUCACCCACUACGCUCUUGUGGACGAUGCGAACGUGACGGAGCAGCUCAUGGAUGCGGACACGGAGAUCGCAGAGUUCGUGAACGAGACUGCAGCAGGCUCCAGGCGACCACACAGAAUGAGCAUCGGAAGCCUCGCCAACUCCACAGGCAUCUCGACAGACCGGUGGCAGUGGCUUUUUGCUCGGUUCGGCCUUUCCAAGCACGGCUUGAACGAGCACGUGACCGUGGACGAGCAGGCGCUAGCCCUGGUGGCGUACCUGUCGAGGCCCGAAGAGAGGCUGGCUAUGCGACGCGUGCUCGCCUGGAACGUCCUCCGCUACCUGGUCGGACCCAAGGCGGACGUUGUGGCGGCUCUAAACUGGACCCGGGCUGUAGAAGACCUCCCGGACAAGAAAGCAGUCAUGCCAACGCCGGAGACGAAGUGUCAGCGAUUGGUGGACCGACUGAGCGGCGUGCCGCACAGGAUCCUGGACUUAUUCGACGGCAAAACCGCAGUGCCCGCAGCGACCAUCUCGGGUGUCACCGGCUUCAUGGCAGAGCUCCAGGAUGCCGUGGCUUCCAUCUUCAAUUUCGGCGCGGCGAAUGGCAGCGCCAUCGCAGCAGAAAGAGACUCUGUGCCUUCUCGAAGAGCCAGCGCUACGUCGCAAGCGGCGCUGUUCCCGGAUUCUGGACGACAGGACGCUGACCCCGAACAUCUUUUCUUGGCGCUUGGAGGCACGACAAAGAGAACGGACGGAACUAUGCUUGCGGGUACCCGUGGGAGCAGGAGGCAGCUUCCCCCAGCUAUGGCUGCGUCGCCUUCGCGCCUGGCACGCCCUCCCACCGCUGGCGCAGGCGCUGCUUCCGGCGAUGACGUCAGCGGUCAGCGUGGACUCUCCGGCCACCUUCUUCCGGCCACCAUUGUACGUUCCUGGAGCACCACCCGAGUACAACCUCGCCGCGCUCGGGUCAGGUGCGAGUAUCGCCAAUACUUCUUUUCGUUGCCAUAG